Temnothorax curvispinosus is the source of this 905-nucleotide messenger RNA. RefSeq lists its product as uncharacterized. Gene Ontology annotation, biological process: detection of chemical stimulus involved in sensory perception of smell; sensory perception of smell. Lineage: Eukaryota; Metazoa; Arthropoda; Insecta; Hymenoptera; Formicidae. The record is from RefSeq and is a predicted model, not a curated record. Gene Ontology annotation, cellular component: plasma membrane. The coding region runs from base 105 to 905 and encodes 266 amino acids. Gene Ontology annotation, molecular function: odorant binding; olfactory receptor activity. The transcript has 6 exons.
UCAUUCAACACAUUAGUCUGCCUAAAAACGAGUCUCAACUAAAUCCUUCAGUGUAUAUUGCGACAGAGUACUUUAUUGAUCAAGAAAAAUAUUUCUACUUAAUCAUGUUGCAUGUACUAGCAGCUAUUUACAUAGGGGCUGCCUCAAUGAUGGCGACAGGAACUAUAUUCAUUGCAUAUUUUCAACAUAUCUGCGGAAUGUUUGGUAUCGCCAGUUACCGAAUCGAACAGGCAAUCAAUAUUUUACAAAAAGAUAUCCUAAAGAGUGAGAACAUGGUUUAUAAGGAGAUUACUUAUGCCGUAGAUAUUCAUCGCAAAGCUAUGGAGCUCACGGACUUUUUAAUAUCAAAUUUUGAGAGAUCAUUCUUCUUCUUGAUAGUAAUCGGCGUGACUUGUGCUAGCAUUAAUCUUUUUCAGCUUGCGUCAUACAGUGAUGGAAUUGAAAAACUUGUUGUACCUAUUUUAAAGCUAACCUUCUUGUACGUGUUCUUGUUCUUAGCCAACUAUGUAGCGCAAGAAGCUACGAUUCACAACGAAUGUGUAUUUGCCACAGUAUACAACGUUCAGUGGUACACGGCUCCGUUACAUAUACAGAAAAUAAUAUUGUUUCUACUGCAAAGAGGCACUAAACCUUUUCAUAUAAAUCUCGGUGGAAUAUUUGUGGCGUCUUUAGAAAGUGCGGCUACGUGGCUGCGGGUAGCCAUACCAUUGUGGGAUCUCUUCAUCGGUUACGAGAUCAUUCCCCCAGAGAAGAACGAAAUCCAGGAUCGGGAUCGUUCACCAGGUGGACGAAGGAUAAAACUAACAGAAAUUCCUCAUCCGGAUGAGGAACUUCACAUUACAAAACCAAUACACGAAUCGAAGCCGAUCCGUCCGCGCAAAAGAGUCACGACCCACCACCAAUAG